AUGACUGUAUGGAAAAUAAAAAUUUCAUUUCAGUCCCAGCUGGAGAUUAAAAUUAGCUGUAAAUUUGGCUCGAGUACAACCUCUUUAGAGGUGGCAUCGAGUUCGACAUCUUGGUUGGCACCUCAGCUUAUCAUUCCUCCAACUUUAUCUAUAUUGCCACCUCCACCAGCAUCCUUGAACAAGCCAUCCAUAUUCAUCACUGUCCCCUUCUACCAGCAUCAUCUGCCUUUCAAGGGUGCUUCCUCAGACUCACCACCCAACAGUCCUGGCUCUCCCUCUCCCUUUGACACAUCUUCUCCUGCAUCGACUUCCCCUGCGAUGCCUGACAGUCCCAGUUCUCCCUCUCACUCUGACACAUCUUCUCCCACAUCGACUCCCCCUGCGAUGCCCAAUAGUCCUGGUUCUCCCUCUCACUCUGACACAUCUUCUCCCACAUUGACUUCCCCUGCAACACCAUCCAACAGCAAGGACCCAGCACCUCAUGUUGUUGUCAGUAGCCACCUGCAUGGGAUACCAGAGACCAUGGCUGCCAGUGGUGUUGUAUGUUGUAUGAACAUUGACAUGAAUGAGGAAAUGAAAUCUCACCUCAGUCUCAAACGAGUCUGA
Molecule: messenger RNA, 606 nt
Organism: Cantharellus anzutake
Lineage: Eukaryota; Fungi; Basidiomycota; Agaricomycetes; Cantharellales; Hydnaceae
Exons: 2
Coding region: 1-606 (201 amino acids)
Source: RefSeq, a predicted model, not a curated record